UCGUCCCAGCGCGCUCCUCCGCCGCCGCCGCCUCCUCCUCCUCCUCCUCCACGGACUUUCGGUAACUGCCCAGCCGCCGCCAUGGACGCCAUCAAGAAGAAGAUGCAGAUGCUGAAGCUGGACAAGGAGAACGCCCUGGACCGCGCCGAGCAAGCCGAGGCCGACAAGAAGGCCGCCGAGGACCGCAGCAAGCAGUUAGAGGACGACAUUGUGCAGCUGGAAAAGCAACUGCGGGUCUCGGAGGAUGAGAGGGACCGGGUUCUCGAAGAGCUGCACAGUGCCGAGGACAGCCUUCUCUCUGCGGACGAGAAGGCCACCAAGUUGGAGGAUGAGUUGGUGUCUCUGCAAAAGAAGCUGAAGGGCACAGAAGAUGAGCUGGACAAGUAUUCGGAGUCCCUGAAAGAUGCCCAGGAGAAGCUGGAGGUGGCAGAGAAGAAAGCUGCAGAUGCUGAGAGCGAUGUGGCUUCUCUGAACAGACGCAUCCAGCUGGUAGAGGAGGAGCUGGAUCGUGCCCAGGAGCGCUUGGCGACAGCCCUGCAGAAGCUGGAGGAGGCCGAGAAGGCAGCAGACGAGAGCGAAAGAGGAAUGAAGGUCAUUGAGAGCAGAGCCCUGAAGGAUGAGGAGAAGAUGGAAAUCCAAGAGAUCCAGCUGAAAGAGGCCAAACACAUUGCGGAGGACGCCGACCGCAAGUACGAGGAGGUGGCCCGGAAGCUGGUGAUCAUCGAGAGCGACCUGGAGCGUGCCGAGGAACGGGCCGAGCUCUCCGAAAGCAAAUGUGCUGAACUUGAAGAGGAAUUGAAAACUGUGACCAACAACCUGAGGUCGCUGGAAGCUCAGGCGGAGAAGUACUCUCAGAAGGAAGACAAAUACGAAGAGGAAAUCAAGGUUCUUACUGACAAACUGAAGGAGGCCGAGACCCGCGCUGAAUUUGCAGAGAGGUCAGUAACCAAGCUAGAGAAGAGCAUCGAUGACCUAGAAGAGAAAGUGGCUAAUGCGAAGGAAGAAAACUUCAAUAUGCAUCAGAUGCUGGAUCAAACUUUACUGGAGUUAAACAACAUGUGAUAAGUCUCUUAUCUGGGACCAUGCCAACAUCAGUUUCAUUUCUAGUUUGUUUUUUAAACACCUGCUUGCCAUGAAACCCCUUGAAAUGUGUCCUUAUUUUAUAAUUUCCCCCCCAUGUUGCCGCAGUCAGUCACAGGCCCAUCCGCUCUAUCUGGGCGUGGAGUCGGGGAAAAGAUUGAGAUGGGAAACAAGAUGGAGGAGUUAGGGGGACCUCCACUAGCUUCAGGGUGCCAUCAUUCAGACUUCCUGUUGCCUACGUUUCGGAUGGAGUUGGCUAAUGCUAAUUGUCUGCAGGCUUGAGAAAUGGAAAUACUCUUUCAUUAGUAGUGUCACCGUAGAUAUAAUUCAAAGUUUAAUUGUUGGGAACACAGGAGGUAAGGUGAAGGGAAGAGGGGAUUUUGGCAGGCAUAUCUUGAAAGAAAGGGGACCCAUGUGGUCUUCCAGCUUCUCUUCGUCUAACUUGGCAGUUUGUCCAGCCAGGUAACUGGAUUUUCCUGGAAGGGCCUGGGGUUCAGCAUGAAAAUAAAGUUCGAACAUAGGCGGCAUUUUGGUCUGCAAAAAGGUUCUGUGGCGGCCUCGAAGAUCUGUUGCGCUUGGGAGUGACCCUCACCUUCACAUGGAGUA
Molecule: messenger RNA, 1686 nt
Organism: Candoia aspera
Lineage: Eukaryota; Metazoa; Chordata; Lepidosauria; Squamata; Candoiidae
Gene: TPM1
Product: tropomyosin 1
Exons: 10
Coding region: 82-1062 (326 amino acids)
Biological process (GO): muscle contraction; actin filament organization
Cellular component (GO): actin filament
Molecular function (GO): actin filament binding
Source: RefSeq, a predicted model, not a curated record